AUGGACCAAAUGUCGGGAAAUAAAGAUGUUAUAAAUUGGAACAAUGCAGAAAAAAUUCUAAUUAUUUUAAAAAAUAUUAGAGAGAAAAUAGCAGAAAAGAAAAUAUUUAAAUUAUACGAUUUGAUUAAAGAUGAUAUGGAAAAAAUUAUUAAGCGGGAUAAAGAAGACGCAGUAACAAGCUAUCAUCCAAUGCUGGAGGGGAAUACAAUUGAUGACUAUAUUAGAGAGUUGAAUAAAAAUACAAUCAGAGAUUUGAUGGUGAAAAAUGGGGAUUUUAAACAAAAAAUAAUGGGUACGCUUAGUUAA
Molecule: messenger RNA, 306 nt
Organism: Meloidogyne enterolobii
Lineage: Eukaryota; Metazoa; Nematoda; Chromadorea; Rhabditida; Meloidogynidae
Source: the annotation of a GenBank genome assembly